GCAUAUUUGUUCUAAAUUUAUCAUUAUUGUGCUUAAUUGCUCCAAAUGAAAGUUGAGGAGUUUAUUUUCUCUCUAACAUAUAGUUCAAGGAUAUAUUUAUACCUUCUCGCUUUUAGAAAUUGAUAAAGAAAUGACUAAUUACAGAGAUCCAAACUUCUCUCCUUUGUCAUUCCUUCUUCAUCACUAAAUCUAUUCCAUUUCUCCAUUGUUCCUCCAUUGGCUGCCUACCUACGCCUUCAGCGGCAGGCAGUCUCCUUCGUGUUGCCACCAUCACCGGACCAUCACCGCCUCGUCACCACUGUCGCCAAGCAAUCAUUGUUGUGUUGCCACUCGCCAUAAUCGCCAUCGACCAGAUCUGUUCCCGGCCCUCCAUCUCCAUCAAUUAGGUUCGUCGCUCUAGCUUCUUCUCCUUUCAUCUUCUUCUCCUUCGUCGAUCGUCGACUCCUGUUAGGGUUCUGAAUGGCGUGGCUGCGUGGCUGGAUCUGUGCUUCACGGCAAUGGUUCGCGACAUAGGUGCCGAUGAAGGCGACAAUCAAGGUUUGAGAUGGAUCUAGUGAAUGCGGCGGUCGUACGCUUCGGUUAGUGUUUGAGAUCCGAUGUCGUUGGAUACGGUUGCCUCGAGUGAUAGGCAGUGGUUGCAUGGUGGUGGGGUGGCCAUCACAGGGUUGGGGAAGGGUGUGGUGUUUAACAACGACUGUGGAGGAGCUGGGGCCCGGGGGAUCGGAAAGGGACCAGUAGACUUGGGAGGGGGGCUGGGGAGGGGGCUGAUGUGGUCACUUUUAAGGAGACGACUGUCAGCGACACCGAUUGCCACGUGUGAAGAGGUUGAGUGCAGGUGUGGGGAGGCGACAGUGGCAGUGGCGUCAGGGUGGCGGCCAUAUUUGAUUGAAAUUUACGUUUCCGGCAAUCACACUUAGGGGUGGUUCGGUACGGUAUACCGAAGAUUUUAUCUCAUACCUUUACCAUACCGUAAACUUUCGAUAUGCAAAAAUACAUAUCGUUACCAUACCUAAAUUUCGGUAUACCAAAAUUUCGGUACGGUAAGCUACGGUAUCGGUAAAUUAUCAUGAUUUAAUAUCAAAUUAUUAUAUAUCAAAUGAAAUAUAGAAAAUCAGUGUUAAUAGUGAUAUACUAAAAUUAUUAAUGAAAUUAAUUAUAAAAUGUCAAUGAUAACCUAUUUGUGUUCUAUUCAACUUUGAACAAAAAAAUAUUAUAAAUAUGUACGGAUACUUCAACACAUAAUAUAUGAAGAUAACAACACAUUCUGCUAAAAUAAUAAUUUAAACAACAUAAAUAUAUUUGAAAUAACACCAAUUUCCAACAAAAAGUAUAAAUAAUUCAAGAAACAUGGAUAUAAAGUCAUUAUCCUUGAAUUAAUGUUGUGUUUCAAGUUAUUUUUAUAAUUUUAAAGAAAUUAUUGGCUUGGAAUUACGGUAUGACGGUAUAACGGUAUACCGUUUAUUUCCAAAAUAUAUACCGAUACCAUACCGAAGUAAUUCGGUUCGGUAUCAUACCGUACCAAAAGUGUCGGUAUACCAAACACUUCGGUAAAUUCGAUAUUUUUCGAUAUGGUAAGUCCGGUAUACCGAAAUUUCGGUAUUUUUUCCCACCCCUAAUCACACUGACAUCGACGACAAAUAUGUUACUAUGGAGGCGUCACUGUGGCCGGCAACUGUGAUCUGCGACAGAGAUGUCACUGUGGCCAGAGGUUGGGGCAGAGUUGUCACUGAGGAGAUGUCAUUGCGAAGAUGUCACUGUGGUGGCAGUACGGGCGGCGGAGGUGACACGGUCAGUGGCGGCAUCUGACAGUGACAUGGAAAUGAGGCAUUUAAAUGAAUAUUUGGCAGUCACUUUGUAUUUCUUCAAAUAUACUUUUUAGUCUUAUUUAUGUCCAAAUAUAAAUGUUGUUACUUUUUUUAUAUAGAAAUUAGCCUUACUUUAAUAAUAUUUCGGGGGAAUUCUCCAAUAAACACAUUCCCAAUUCACAUUUCGAGUCGCUGUUACUUACCUCUCAACUAAAUACACUGCGUCUGAACUCGACCUCUACGAUCGAGCCCUAGGUGCUGUUCUGUUCGUCUUAUUCUUAUUACUUAUUGUUUAUUCUUAUUUUAUUCGGAUUAGAUCAGAUAAAAAAAAUUCAGAUCAGAUAAAAAAGAUUCAGAUCAGAUCAGAAUCAUUCAGACCAGAUCAGAAAGAUUCAGAUCAGAUCAGAUCAGAAAAUUUCAAACAUGAUUUAUCACUUUUAUUCUUAUAAAAUAAUAAUAAUAAUAAUAAUAAUAAUAAUUAAUAUUAUGAUUAUUAUUGAGGUG
This is a messenger RNA of Cuscuta epithymum, 2309 nucleotides long. Lineage: Eukaryota; Viridiplantae; Streptophyta; Magnoliopsida; Solanales; Convolvulaceae. The record is from the annotation of a GenBank genome assembly.